CUUGGCCGCUGCGGACGUGGAUCUUGAAAGCGAUCACCCACCCUUUUCUCUCAGCGUGCGUCGUGUGUGUGUGUGUGUGUGUGUGUGCAAGUGUAGGUGAAACAAAAUCAAGACGAUACAAGACGAGAGUGAAUGUGAAUGUGAACGUGAAACGUGUCGCGCAUGCGUCGUUGUUGUUCGUCUUCACCGUUAUUACAAUUUAGUACCUAGCGUAAUAAAAAGCGAAUUUCCAAGUUAAAAGAUGAGCAAACAUUGAGAGAUAAAAUAUAAAAACAAAAAUACAGUGAGAAAAACGAGUGAGACACAAGUCCAGAGGAAUCUCCAAGCCAUGUGGCGUGUGAUAAUAAGAAGAAUAAUGCAAAAUUGAUGCCCGCCUUUCACCCUCUACACGCCCGUGUUAUACAUAAGUUUACUUUGUUGUAAUUAAUUAUACAAAUCAACAGCCACGAAACGAAUUUGUUCGCAAAACAAUAGCAACAAUAAUCAGAAAAUCCAAAACCAACAACAAAAAUAAAGCAACCUAACAUAAAAUAGUUGGCAAUCAAUAUGAGUGUUACACGCGCGCCCCAACAGAGGGCAGCAGCAGCCAAGACAAAGUCACCAGCAUCGCAUAAACAAAAUCAAUUCCAUCACACCUGGAGAUAUCGAAUACCACCACUUGGAUUCCGAUGGCCCGGGGCAGCAGCCACAUCAGCCCCUUGCUGGGCUCUCCUAUUGUUACUGAUUAGUCUGGCUCUGAAUCUGGGCUUCGUUCAUUGUUAUGAAAAAAUGUACAGUCAGACUGAAAAACAGCGAUACGAUGGCUGGUAUAAUAAUUUAGCGCAUCCCGACUGGGGUUCAGUUGACAGCCAUCUGGUGCGCAAGGCCCCGCCCUCUUAUUCGGAUGGGGUGUAUGCGAUGGCGGGAGCCAACCGACCAUCGACGAGGCGACUUAGUCGACUUUUUAUGCGUGGCCGUGAUGGAUUGGGCUCAAAGUUCAAUAGGACUGCUUUGCUGGCAUUUUUUGGUCAACUGGUGGCCAAUGAGAUCGUGAUGGCAUCAGAGUCCGGUUGCCCCAUCGAAAUGCAUCGCAUUGAGAUUGAGAAAUGUGAUGAGAUGUACGAUCGAGAGUGUCGGGGAGACAAGUAUAUACCCUUUCAUAGAGCAGCUUAUGAUCGGAGUACGGGACAGAGUCCGAAUGCUCCUAGAGAACAGAUAAAUCAAAUGACUGCUUGGAUUGAUGGCAGUUUCAUUUACAGCACCUCAGAAGCCUGGCUCAAUGCCAUGCGAUCCUUUCACAAUGGCACACUAAAAACCGAAAAGGAUGGCAAAUUACCAGUGAGGAAUACGAUGCGAGUGCCGCUAUUCAAUAAUCCAGUGCCGAAUGUAAUGAAAAUGCUCAGUCCAGAACGUUUGUUUCUCCUUGGUGAUCCACGGACGAAUCAAAAUCCGGCAAUUCUUUCAUUUGCAAUUCUCUUUUUGCGUUGGCAUAAUACUCUUGCCCAGCGUAUUAAGCGAGAGAGUCCGGAUUGGAGUGAUGAGGAUAUUUAUCAGCGUGCCCGACACAAAGUCAUUGCAAGUCUCCAGAAUGUGAUUGUUUAUGAAUAUUUACCGGCUUUUCUUGGUUCCGCUUUGCCACCCUAUGAUGGCUACAAGCAGGAUAUUCAUCCGGGCAUUGGACAUAUAUUUCAAGCGGCUGCUUUCCGGUUCGGUCACACCAUGAUCCCGCCGGGCAUCUAUCGCCGCGAUGGACAAUGCAAUUUUAAGCAAACUCCAAUGGGCUAUCCGGCCAUUCGUCUGUGUUCCACCUGGUGGGAUUCAAGCGGAUUCUUCACUGAUACCAGCGUGGAGGAGGUCCUCAUGGGUUUGGCCUCGCAAAUCUCUGAACGUGAAGAUCCCGUUUUGUGCUCAGAUGUUCGCGAUAAACUCUUUGGCCCCAUGGAGUUUACACGCCGCGAUUUGGGUGCCUUGAAUAUUAUGCGAGGACGGGAUAAUGGCUUACCCGAUUACAAUACAGCUAGAGAAUCUUAUGGGCUGAAACGUCAUAAGACUUGGACAGACAUAAAUCCGCCUUUGUUUGAGGCUCAACCAGAACUAUUGGACAUGCUCAAGGGAGCCUACAACAAUCAACUGGACGAUGUGGAUGUCUAUGUGGGUGGAAUGCUGGAGUCAUAUGGCCAGCCAGGUGAAUUCUUUAGUACUGUGAUCAAGGAGCAAUUCCGCCGUCUACGUGAUGCCGAUCGUUUCUGGUUUGAGAAUGAACGUAAUGGCAUAUUCACACCCGAGGAGAUUGAAGAAAUAAGAAAGAUUACGCUUUGGGACAUUAUAGUCAAUAGCACAGAUAUUACUGAGAACGAAAUACAAAAAGAUGUUUUCAUGUGGCGCACCGGAGAUCCAUGUCCACAGCCAAUGCAAUUGAAUGCCACCGAAUUGGAACCCUGCACCUAUUUGGAGGGCUAUGACUACUUCUCUGGUUCGGAACUGAUGUUCAUCUAUGUAUGCGUAUUCCUCGGAUUUGUGCCCAUUCUUUGCGCUGGAGCUGGUUAUUGUGUUGUCAAGCUGCAAAACAGUAAGCGCAGAAGAUUAAAGAUCAGGCAAGAGGCAUUGAGGGCGCCACAACACAAGGGAUCGGUGGAUAAAAUGUUGGCCAGGGAAUGGUUACAUGCGAAUCACAAGCGAUUGGUAACAGUGAAAUUUGGACCCGAAGCGGCCAUCUAUACGGUCGACAGAAAGGGAGAGAAAUUAAGAACAUUUGCUCUACAACAUGUGGAUGUGGUCAGUGUCGAGGAAUCGGCCACGAAUCAUAUCAAGAAGAAACCAUAUAUCCUACUAAGAGUGCCCAGUGAUCAUGAUUUAGUCUUGGAACUAGAAUCCUAUGGAGCCAGAAGGAAGUUUGUGAAAAAAUUAGAAGACUUUCUGCUGUUGCAUAAAAAGGAGAUGACUCUAAUGGAAGUGAAUCGUGACAUUAUGUUGGCCCGUGCCGAAACACGUGAGCGUAGACAAAAGCGUCUGGAGUACUUCUUUCGCGAAGCUUACGCCUUGACCUUUGGCCUGCGACCAGGUGAACGACGACGACGCUCCGAUGCCUCCAGCGAUGGUGAAGUGAUGACUGUGAUGCGCACCAGCUUAUCCAAGGCAGAAUUUGCCGCUGCAUUGGGCAUGAAACCCAAUGAUAUGUUUGUGCGCAAAAUGUUUAAUAUUGUGGAUAAAGAUCAGGAUGGUAGAAUUAGUUUCCAAGAGUUCUUAGAGACUGUGGUGCUCUUCUCUAGAGGUAAAACCGAUGAUAAGCUUCGCAUUAUCUUUGAUAUGUGUGACAAUGACCGCAAUGGAGUCAUUGACAAGGGUGAACUGAGUGAAAUGAUGCGUUCUUUGGUGGAGAUUGCCAGAACUACCAGUCUAGGUGAUGAUCAGGUUACCGAAUUGAUUGAUGGCAUGUUCCAGGAUGUGGGAUUAGAGCAUAAAAACCACUUGACCUAUCAGGACUUUAAGCUCAUGAUGAAGGAAUACAAGGGUGACUUUGUCGCUAUAGGUUUGGAUUGCAAGGGAGCCAAGCAAAACUUUUUGGAUACUUCAACGAAUGUGGCCCGCAUGACUUCAUUCAAUAUUGAGCCAAUGCAGGACAAGCCAAGGCAUUGGAUUCUGGCCAAAUGGGAUGCCUACAUAACGUUUCUUGAGGAAAAUCGGCAAAAUAUCUUUUAUCUAUUUCUCUUCUAUGUGGUCACAAUUGUUUUGUUUGUGGAACGUUUUAUUCAUUACUCAUUUAUGGCCGAGCAUACGGAUUUAAGGCAUAUUAUGGGUGUGGGUAUUGCCAUUACCAGAGGAUCGGCAGCUUCCUUAUCUUUUUGCUAUUCGCUGCUUCUGCUGACCAUGUCUAGAAAUUUGAUAACCAAACUUAAAGAGUUUCCCAUUCAACAAUACAUACCCUUGGACUCUCACAUUCAAUUCCAUAAGAUUGCUGCCUGUACAGCUCUCUUCUUCUCCGUGCUUCAUACUGUGGGUCACAUAGUCAAUUUCUAUCAUGUCUCCACGCAAUCGCAUGAGAAUUUACGCUGUUUGACCCGGGAAGUUCACUUUGCCUCCGACUACAAGCCCGAUAUUACCUUCUGGCUGUUCCAGACGGUCACUGGCACCACUGGCGUUAUGUUGUUCAUCAUUAUGUGCAUUAUCUUUGUGUUUGCUCAUCCCACCAUUAGAAAGAAGGCUUACAAAUUCUUCUGGAACAUGCAUACACUCUAUAUAGGACUUUAUUUGCUCAGUUUAAUCCAUGGAUUGGCUCGCCUAACAGGUCCGCCUAGAUUUUGGAUGUUCUUCUUGGGACCGGGAAUAAUCUAUACACUUGAUAAGAUUGUCUCUUUGCGCACCAAGUAUAUGGCCUUGGAUGUUAUCGAUACGGAUCUACUUCCAUCGGAUGUGAUUAAGAUCAAGUUCUAUAGACCACCAAAUCUAAAGUAUUUGUCCGGUCAAUGGGUACGGUUAUCUUGUACCGCCUUUAGGCCACAUGAAAUGCAUAGUUUUACGCUAACCUCGGCACCGCACGAGAAUUGCCUGAGUUGUCACAUUAAGGCCCAAGGACCUUGGACCUGGAAAUUGCGCAAUUAUUUCGAUCCCUGUAAUUACAAUCCAGAAGAUCAGCCAAAAAUACGCAUUGAAGGUCCGUUCGGUGGUGGCAAUCAGGAUUGGUAUAAAUUCGAAGUGGCUGUCAUGGUUGGUGGUGGCAUCGGUGUCACUCCCUAUGCUUCCAUUCUCAACGAUCUGGUCUUUGGCACCAGCACAAAUCGUUAUUCUGGUGUGGCCUGUAAAAAGGUAUACUUUUUAUGGAUUUGUCCAUCACACAAGCAUUUUGAAUGGUUCAUCGAUGUGCUGAGAGAUGUCGAGAAGAAGGAUGUGACGAAUGUCUUGGAGAUUCAUAUAUUUAUAACACAAUUCUUUCAUAAGUUCGAUCUAAGAACAACCAUGCUGUACAUUUGUGAGAAUCAUUUCCAGCGGCUGUCAAAAACCUCCAUAUUCACAGGUCUCAAGGCAGUCAAUCACUUUGGACGACCAGAUAUGUCCAGUUUUCUGAAGUUCGUCCAAAAGAAGCACUCCUAUGUGUCUAAAAUAGGUGUCUUCUCUUGCGGUCCGCGACCGCUUACCAAAAGUGUUAUGUCUGCCUGUGAUGAAGUGAAUAAAACACGCAAAUUGCCUUAUUUCAUUCACCAUUUCGAGAACUUUGGUUAAGUUAUACAUUCAAUACAAUAGAUGAGAUGAAGAAUGAUUAGAAGAACCAUAAACUCUGCCUUCUGUCUAAUUUUUCGAAAAACAAAAACCAUACACUUAUAAGUUUCAUUCAUUUCUAGUUAAGUCAAAUUUUUGUAUUCAAUCAUAAUUUAGUCAAGGUUUUUCUUUAGUGCAUUAUAAAAAAAUUUCAACGCAAAACCACAAAAAAAAAAAAAACCAACAAACAAAAAACACACGGCCUGUACUUGAGAUAUGUAUAUGUGAAAUGUAUGUAUGUAAUAUGUAUGUAUUUAUUGAAAAUAAUGAUUAUGAUUUGUUAUCAGUUUUUGUAAA
This is a messenger RNA of Drosophila willistoni, 5529 nucleotides long. RefSeq names its product dual oxidase (gene Duox). The transcript has 11 exons. Gene Ontology annotation, molecular function: calcium ion binding; heme binding; peroxidase activity. Bases 547 to 5196 code for a protein of 1549 amino acids. The record is from RefSeq and is a predicted model, not a curated record. NCBI's taxonomy places the organism in Eukaryota, Metazoa, Arthropoda, Insecta, Diptera, Drosophilidae. Gene Ontology annotation, biological process: response to oxidative stress.